Molecule: messenger RNA, 1060 nt
Organism: Mytilus californianus (California mussel)
Lineage: Eukaryota; Metazoa; Mollusca; Bivalvia; Mytilida; Mytilidae
Exons: 4
Coding region: 43-762 (239 amino acids)
Source: RefSeq, a predicted model, not a curated record
UCUACCACUUCAACGAGCACUGAAUAUGUUUCAUCCAAAUCCAUGAUGACAUAUAAUAAAACAGUUGAUACAACCUUAUCACCAGGACGUAUUUCGUCUUCCAUGCAUUCCACUGCUUCACCAGGAGGCACUAAAAGUAGUGAACAACCACAACAGAAAAUAAAUGAUAGCAAACAAGGAAGUAACUCAAAAAUUAUCGGUGCAGUAAUUGGUGGACUACUAGGAGCUUGUUCUGUAGUUGCUUUGUUAGCUGUACUGAUAGUAUGUAAAGUAAGGUCAAUUGGAGUUUUUAAAGAAACAUCGAAACAAAAUAAACAAGAAACUAGUAAGAUGCAAUUUUCAAAAAUAGCAUAUCAAGAUUCAAAUAAUACAACAGAUAAAACAAGUACAACGUCAACAUCAAACGAGACUCACGGACUUGCAGAAAACAGUACAGCAGUAUAUGCCGUAGUAAAUAAGAUAAAGACACCGGGAAAUAUAAACGAUACCUACACUGAUGCAGGAUAUGGAGAAUAUGAUCAUUUACAUGAUAUACAAAAUCGAAGAAUUAGUCCACAAGAACAUUUGUAUCAUAGUCAUGGUGCACCUCGAAAUGAGGAUGACCAAACAUAUGAUAGUUCCGACUUCGGGAAAGGAAAAUGCAAUGAUGGAAACGGUUUAUAUGAUCAGUCGUUUUCAGUGAUUGAAGAGGAGUAUUCAUAUUCGACAAAUAAAAACCAUGACAACAGCAAUUCCAUCGGCAUAUACGACAAGGCAUCUUAACUACUUGUUUGUUUUUAAAUAACAUUUAACUUUUAUACAACAAAUACAUUCUUUCAACAUAUUUUUGGUAAACACUCAGCUUACAAAAACAUUAUCAAUCGAAUAUUAUAUGUGUUGUGGAACGUCUCUAACAAGUCCUAUCUGUUAUAUCACCCUGAUUAGAUGUCCGAGUUACAAAUAGAUUACACUUACAAAAUUCCAUCAUUAAUUAACGUCGUAUUUAAACAAAAUCAAGGCCCGUUUAAGAUAAGAUACUAGUAGGUACUUACUAGUAAUUAACAAAGGACGAUAAAUCAUU